AUGAAAACAAAACCUAAGAGAAAACAUACAUCGAAUGGAAGGCAUAGGUUUUAUAAAACAAAAAGAUGUCAGAGGGGGAUCGACCAAAUUCAUGAAGAUAUUGCAACAUCUGAAUCAAGAGCAGCGUUAUUAUCACAAGAAAUCAACCCUGAUUUACCAGGACUUGGUCAACACUAUUGUAUUGAGUGUUCAAGAUAUUUUGAAUCAAAUAAUGCAUUAGUAAAACAUCAGUCUGGAAAAUUUCAUAAGAAAAGAGUGAAACUUCUUAAAGAAGUACCUUACUCCCAGAAAGAAGCAGAAGCUGCAGUUGGUAUAGGUGUUAAGGAUAACAUAUUUUGUACUUUCUAA
Messenger RNA from Pneumocystis jirovecii RU7, 348 nucleotides. RefSeq lists its product as uncharacterized. The transcript has 3 exons. Lineage: Eukaryota; Fungi; Ascomycota; Pneumocystomycetes; Pneumocystales; Pneumocystaceae. Gene Ontology annotation, molecular function: zinc ion binding; nucleic acid binding. The coding region runs from base 1 to 348 and encodes 115 amino acids. The record is from RefSeq and is a predicted model, not a curated record.